This is a messenger RNA of Blastomyces gilchristii SLH14081, 2173 nucleotides long. RefSeq lists its product as uncharacterized. NCBI's taxonomy places the organism in Eukaryota, Fungi, Ascomycota, Eurotiomycetes, Onygenales, Ajellomycetaceae. The transcript is spliced from 2 exons. The record is from RefSeq and is a predicted model, not a curated record. The coding region runs from base 1142 to 2134 and encodes 330 amino acids.
UGACGCUGGGACCAGACCCGGAGCCUUUUCUCAACUCAGCAAAUUCUGGCGAGUUUUCCGGCAAGUUACGGCUGUUCGGAGCUGAGCUUCGCCAACGCUCUGUCGCCCAAACGGCCCAAGGGUCCGACGUGUAGACCCUGCCCUCCAUGUGCUGGAUGAGGGUCAGUUGUACGCAGUACGGAGUAGUGUAGUGUCAUGUCGUGAAUCGUGAUGGGCUCCUAUGGACUCGAAGGGCCAUAUGGCAUGGCUGGGGCGGUCAGCCCAAGAAGCGCACCUCAAGCAGCCCGUCUUUUCUUUUUUGUUCCCCCGCUGCCCUGAGGAUGCAACGUUCCUCCGCGCUCUAGCUCAUCGCUCGCUAGAUUGAGGAUUUUUUUUUUUUUUUUUUUUUUUUUUUUUUUCUGGACGUUUUCCUAGUUCCCUGGCGGUAGCCUCACGCCCACUCAUGGCAUGACAUCCCCAUGGAGGGCGUUUCAUCCAUGCAACCAUUAACGAGCUUCCAACGACCGGUUUCUAUUUUUUCUCCUCGCGAAGACGCACGGUGCCUUUAAAUGCUCAAGCGAGAAAUGACGCGUAUGGUUAGCGAGCCGGGACUUUUUUGCUUUCUUCGCUACGGGUGGGUUGUAUCCACCUGUCAUCGUAAUUAUAUGUUGCUCAUAUUAAUAUUUUCCACUUUGAUGUCCCACCAUACAACGGCCAUCACGUCGGAGCAGCCUUUGUUCUCGCUUGUCUUCUCGGCUGGCACCACAGAUUAUAGGCUUCCGUCUCGGAAUGCAUGGACGCCAGUCUCGCUCCGUCCAGAGGCCCAGGGCCUCAGGACAUCCUCUCUCGCCUCGCCCUGAAGGAUGAAUAAUCCGACUGCCAUAGUCAACUAUGGGACAAUUCCGGGAUCCAGGAUUUGUCAAUAAUCAGAUCAAACGUGUCUGUCCCCAGGCGCUUCCUAUGCAAGCCCCAAAUAUAUGGACCUUGGGGUUUCCUUGGUUCUCAACCAAUCCAUGCCUACCCGUCCGAAAAUUGCUGGGCAUAUAUCAUGAUUUUAUUAUACUUUGUCUAUAUCCAUAUCUUCCGCGAGCGUUCAAGCAAUUGAAGUAUACAUUUUUAUUUUUAUUUUUAUUUUUUUUUAUAAAAACAUCUCCAUGAGGAAAUGACCCUCUACAUCCUGGAAUCUGAGACUAAAACCCGCCCGGAUCUUGCGAUGUUCCAAACCUUGAUCCAACCUAUAUUUCCUUCUGCUCGAGUCCUAGACUAUAAGUCUUUCAAUGAUAACGUCUAUCCACGUUACCUUCUCAAGCUCUCCAAUGGACUCGAGCUCACCAUGAAGGCUGGUCCCAGGCCACUCUCCACGCUGCUACGUCAAGAAAAACACUCGCUGAGGACAGAGGCGGCUGUGCUUUCGUUGCUGGCCUCACGAAACAGCCCAUAUAUCCCCCGUCUCUUCAGAUUCGAUGCCCUGAAAUUUGACCCGAAAACACCAUUUCUCCUGAAGCAGUCACUCGGCGGAGUGCCACUUAGUGAGAUUGAACCGUCGUCCCUUAGCUCCGCGGAUCGAAACCGUAUAGAUGAGCAACUGGGACGGACAGUGAAACUCCUCGGCCAAUUCACAUCCACCCAGUUUGGCAAUGUCCAUUCCGUUUCCCAGGGUGAGGGAAGGCAGAGCUGGAGACGUGCUUUCCUAGUUUUCAUUGAAUAUAUCCUGUGCGAUGCCGAAGAUAUGUUCAUUUCACUGCCAUAUGCUCAGAUCCGCCACGAUGUCAUGCGGCUUAGCCCGGCUCUAGAUGGCGUUACGGAGCCCCGCCUGGUUGUUGUGAAUCUUGGAGACAGUUCGAAUAUCCUUGUCGACCGGGACACGAAGGAUGUGACGGGAUUUGUUGAUUUCAGUGACGCUGCAUGGGGGGAUGUUAUGAUGGCAGAGAUCUUCGAGGAUCCAUCCGCAGCUCUAUUGAAUGGGUACGGGUCGAGCCAGAUGCAGAUGGACGAUGAGUUACUACGUAUACGCUUACUUUUGUAUUCCUGCUACCGCCAAAUACGUAUAAUUGUGAAGCAAUACUACCGCAACUGGCAGGACGAUGAGGAAAUGCAUGCUCGAAGAAAAUUAACGACGGUCCUCGCACAAAUGGCUGCGUUGAGCUGUUGUUAACAAUCAUGAUCUGUUGUUUGAAAUCUGCUAAUUUUUUUU